Dentiscutata heterogama is the source of this 321-nucleotide messenger RNA. The record is from the annotation of a GenBank genome assembly. NCBI's taxonomy places the organism in Eukaryota, Fungi, Glomeromycota, Glomeromycetes, Diversisporales, Gigasporaceae.
GCCAGGCUAUGGACGCGUCAAACACCAGCACCACCGGGGAGUACACCAGUAACAGGACUAGCAGGAGUAUCCGUCCAAGAGUGGAAUUUCGGCACUCUACAGUUUAAUAGUGAUAACCCUACCGGUUGCACAGGUCCGAACCUUCCUGCAUACCAAGUCAAUAUCCAAGUAUCAGAUGUUUUCUGGGACCCACCAAUUGUUGCAGGAAUUCCAAAUGUCAUUGGAUAUACUGUAGCAAUCCCUCUAGCAGUCAUCACCAAUAAUUUCGUUAUUGAUUUAUAUGAUAUUCAACAAGAGGUUUUAGAAACACAAACACAGUAA